AUGGACGAAUCCGUUGUGAGUGAUAUCGAGAGUUCCCUAUCAUCCUAUUCAGCUGAAGAUGAAUUGGCAGGUCCUAUCUGCAGGCUUCAUAGCUACUUUGUGAAUGUUCAAUGGGUGUUGGGAGAUCAGGAAAAGAGGGAAAGUGCUGCAGACGCUAGAAAAAAGAGAGCUCAUCGGAGGAGGAAAAAACUGCAGAGAGUUAAGGCAAACGAAACGAAACGAAAACAAAAAGACCAUGUUGCUGUAAUCAACAUAUCCGGCGACGAAAACUACCAGCAAGAAACAGUCAUCAAUGAUUCCAACCGCAGGAAUAGAGGGGUUGAAGGAGGGAAGGAGGUAAUCGAGCUUACAGACGAUGAGGACCAAGAGAUAGAGAUUAUGGAGAUUUCAGAUGACGAGGAGGUGGAGAACCGAUAG
Messenger RNA from Marasmius oreades (fairy-ring Marasmius), 417 nucleotides. RefSeq lists its product as uncharacterized. The transcript has 2 exons. The coding region runs from base 1 to 417 and encodes 138 amino acids. The record is from RefSeq and is a predicted model, not a curated record. Lineage: Eukaryota; Fungi; Basidiomycota; Agaricomycetes; Agaricales; Marasmiaceae.